This is a messenger RNA of Sarcophilus harrisii (Tasmanian devil), 3133 nucleotides long. RefSeq names its product zinc finger protein 883-like. Bases 486 to 2483 code for a protein of 665 amino acids. Lineage: Eukaryota; Metazoa; Chordata; Mammalia; Dasyuromorphia; Dasyuridae. Gene Ontology annotation, biological process: regulation of transcription by RNA polymerase II. Gene Ontology annotation, molecular function: DNA-binding transcription factor activity, RNA polymerase II-specific; RNA polymerase II cis-regulatory region sequence-specific DNA binding. The transcript has 6 exons. The record is from RefSeq and is a predicted model, not a curated record.
UCGGUCUGGAGCGCAGGCGCACAAGCAGCCGCUCCGGCAAAGAAAGGGGACCACAAGGCCAUCUGGGACAUGUAGUUCCGACGGAGCUCGAGCGGUGUGGCCGAGGCGGGCCGUGGCGGUUCCUGGACUCCACUUCCCAGAAUACUUCGGGAGACUCCGGGGGUCUCGUGCCCCCGAGCCAUUCAAUGAGAACGGCCGCAAUGGGCGCUGUGUCGUGGGAGUCAUCUUGGGAGGCCCGACUUCCGACACUCGUGCCUGCCUCCUGCGUGUCCUCGGCUUUGAGCCCACAGCGCUGACUGGAAGCGUUGGCAGGCGUCCGCCAAAACCCGCUCCCUGGUUGCGCCACCCUCCUCGGCGGCGGCGUCUCCCCGCCCCUGAGCUCUCGGGAUGUGGCAUGAGUGAAAAUCCAGUAAAAGGGCAGAGGAGUGGCCAAAAAGUUCAUCUUCUAGAGAGACAGGGAAGAGGAAGAGGAGGAGGAGGAGAGAAUGGCUUCUGUCUUCUGCUCAGCUCAGGUUCCCGCUUUGGUGACCUUCCGGGAUGUGGCUGUGGACUUCACCCAGGAGGAGUGGAGGCACCUGGAGCCGGCCCAGAGGGCCCUGCACAGGGACGUGAUGCUGGAGAACUUCCAGAACCUGGUCUCUGUUGGGCUUCCUGUUUCGAAAGUGGAUGUGAUCUCUCUGUUGGAGAGAGGGGAGGCGCCAUGGCAGCCUGAGGGAGGAGGCCCCCCUGACCCUUGUUAUGAUUAUCUUAAUUGGCAGACCAUAUUUGAAACCAAUGUAAUUCAGGACAUUUUCAUGAGAUCAUCAGCAAAGAAAAGUCAGCUAAAUGACAGUCCCUGUUAUCCCAAAAUGAGACAAGUUGGAAACUGUGACAUAGAGAACCAUAUGGGCAACCAGGGUGGAAAUUCCAAACAAUUAACAGUCACUUCCAGAACAACUUCUGUUGGAAGAAGUUUUAGUCUGGAGUCAGUCUUUCUUGCACUGUGGAGAGGCAGUAUGGAAAAUAGUCUUCCUAAAUACAAGACACUUGGACAGAAUUUCAGGAAUUUUUCAGAUCUAAUUUCAUGUAAUACUUUUUCCUUGGGAAAGACUCUUUCUAAGUAUAGCACACACAAGAAGCUCUUUAAUUACCAUUCAGAUCUAAUUAAAUUUCAAAGAGAACAACCUGGAGAAAAGCUACCUGCAUACAAUGAAAGUGGGAAAGCUGUUUGCAAAAGGUCAAAUAUUAAUGAACUUCAGAGAAUAUGUAUUGGGGAAAAGCAUUAUAGAUGUAAUCAGUAUGGGAAAGCUUUCAACCCUAGGGGCAGCAUGGCCAAACUUAAAAGGAUUCAUACUAGAGACAAACUCUUUGAUUGUAAUGAAUGUGGGAGAACUUUCAGCCAAAAGGCAUACUUUAUUUAUCAUCAGAAAACUCAUACAGGCAUGAAACCCUUUGAAUGUAAUGAAUGUUGGAAAACUUUCAGUAAGAGGGGACAUCUUCUUCGACAUCAGAGAACUCAUACUGGAGUCAAACCUUUUGAAUGUGAUGUGUGCGGAAAAGGCUUUAGCCAACGGGGAAACCUUAUUAGCCAUCAGAGAACUCAUACUGGAGAGAAACCCUUUGCAUGCAAUGAAUGUGGAAGAGCCUUUAGUCGGAGGACACAUCUCAUUUAUCAUCAGAGAAAUCAUACUGGAGUGAAACCCUUUGAAUGUCAUGAAUGUGGGAAAGGCUUCAUCCAGAUGGGGAGCCUUAAUAGACAUCAGAGAGCUCAUACUGGGGUGAAACCCUUUGAAUGUAAUGAAUGUGGGAAAGCCUUCAGAGAGAAGGGCUGCCUUAAAAGACAUCAGAGGAUCCAUAGUGGAGUGAAACCCUUUGAAUGUAAUGAAUGUGGGAAAACCUUCAGUAAAUUAGAAACUCUUAUUAGCCAUCAGAGAACCCACAGUGGAGUGAAACCUUUUGAAUGUAAGGAAUGUGGGAAAGCUUUCCAAGAAAAGGGAUGUCUUAAUAGACAUCAGAGAACUCACACUGGACUGAAACCCUUUGAAUGUAAUGACUGUGGGAAAGCUUUCCAGGAGAGAGGAUGCCUUAAUAGACAUCAAAGAACUCACACUGGACUGAAACCCUUCACAUGUAGUGAAUGUGGAAAAGCUUUCCGGGAGCGGGGAUGCCUUAAUAGACAUCAGAGAACUCAUACCGGAGUAAAAUCAUAUAUGUGUAAUGAAUGUGGGAAGGCAUUCAGUGAGAAAGGAAAGCUCAUUAGACAUCAAAGAAUUCACACUGGAGAGAAAACUUUCGGAUGUAAUGAAUGUGGGAAAAACUUUAGCCGGAAAGCAAAUCUUAUUAGACAUCAAAGAACUCAUACUAGGGAGAAACCCCUUGCAUGUAAUGUGUAUGAAAAAGCCUUUGGUGAGAGUAAUCGCUUCAUUUAUCAUCAAAGAAUUCGCACUGGAGAAAAAUCCUUUGACUGUGAUGAAUUUGGAAAUGUCUUUAGCCAGCAUGCAUAACUUAUUACCUAUCAGAAAAUGUAUCCUUGAGUGAAACCUUUUGUAAUUAGAGAAGGCUUUAGCAAGAAUGGAUACCUUAUUUAAUAACAGAGAAGUCACCUGGAAUGAACCUUUUUAAUAAAUCGUUCAUUUAGAACAGUAGGCCAAAAUAAUGCCCAUUAAGAGGCAGCUGGUAGCUGGUGGCUUGGUUGAUGGAGUACUUGGUGUCCUGGAGUCAGGAAGCCCUGAGUUCAAAUCCAGUCUCAGACAUUUCCUAGCAGAAUGAUCCUGGCAGGUCACUUAAAUCUCUGAUAACUUGGCAAAAAUGGAUUCACUGGAGAAGGAAAUGGCAAAUCACAGCGGUGUCUUUGCCAAGAACACCUCAAAUGAGGUCCUGAAGAGUUGGAUAUGAUGAACAGCAGCAAAAAAAAAAAAAAAUGCCUAUUCAUUGGGGAAAGACUAAACAAAUUGUGUUGCAUGAAUGCAAUGGUCUAAUACUGCACCUGUAGAAAUAAACAUGAAGAAUCCAGAGAAACACAAAAGAACUUCCAUGGAAUAAGGCUUGACCCAGAGGACUGGAAAAUAUACUUCCCUUCUUUGCAGAGUCGGGUAGAGAUGUGUAAUGUUGCAUUAUUUUGAAUAAAUUUAAUAAAGGUAGACUGAGCUACAGA